This is a messenger RNA of Stomoxys calcitrans (stable fly), 1563 nucleotides long. RefSeq lists its product as uncharacterized. The coding region runs from base 46 to 1563 and encodes 505 amino acids. Gene Ontology annotation, molecular function: long-chain fatty acid-CoA ligase activity. Gene Ontology annotation, biological process: fatty-acyl-CoA biosynthetic process; long-chain fatty acid metabolic process. The record is from RefSeq and is a predicted model, not a curated record. The transcript is spliced from 5 exons. Lineage: Eukaryota; Metazoa; Arthropoda; Insecta; Diptera; Muscidae.
UACAAUGUUGAUCAUCAUUCAGUGGGAAGAAUUUUAUUUACACAAAUGAAAAUGCAGCCGUCGAAAGUGAUCCAGAUUGAUGAUUUUGAUGGUACAACUGUAACCAAUAAAGAAAUGCUUACUUAUUCCAUUAGCAUUGCAAAAAAAUUGAAAAAAUUUGGAAUGCGCCAGGAAGACCUAGUUGGCGUGGCUGCUCACAAUACAACGUACCUGGCCGCAGUUAUCUUAGGCUGUUUUUUCAACUGUACUCCUUUCCACACGGUACAUCCAGAUUUUAAGGAAGUCGCAAUGGCCCAAUGUUUUGAUCUUACGAAACCGAAAAUUAUAUUCUGUGAAGGUUGUAAUUACAAGACGAUUGUAAAGAUAACCGCAGAUUAUUCUCCCAAACUUUAUACAUUAAGCGAUCACCUUAAAGGAGUUCCAACAAUUUUUGACCUUUUGCAGCCGACUGAAAAUGAUUAUCUUUACCAGCCGGAAACACCUUCUUUAGGAGCUGAGCAAACAGUUGCGAUUCUGUGUUCUUCGGGCACUACAGGCCUUCCCAAGGCGGUUACCUUAUCGGCAUACAGAUUUAUGCUAAAUAAUCCAUUAAUUAAUGGCGACACGGUAUUUUACUGCCCCAGCACCCUGGACUGGAUGUCUGGCCUCAUGGGUUUAUAUUACAAUUGUUUGUCAAGUUGUACUCGAAUCAUAAGCCGUAAGGCGUUUAGUCCCGACUAUUUCGUGCAACUAACACAAAAGUAUAAAAUCACAUAUACAAUAAUGUCCCCUAUAAAUGUGAUUACACUAACAGAAUGUCCUCAAUUUACUUGUGAUAAAAUGGCUACACUUUUGUCUCUACAAUGUAUUGGAGGCCCCAUUUCACAGCACAUUCUUAGAAAUUUUCAAAAAAUUGUAUCCAAAUGUAUUAUAACGCGUUCAUACGGCUGCAGCGAAACAGGUGGAAUUUCAAUCAACAUUGGCUUGCAACGCGAAAAUAGUGCGGGAAAACUAUUGCCCAAUGUACAGCUAAGGAUUGUUGAUGAUAAAGAAAACAAUCUGGGACCAAACGAUAUUGGUGAAAUACUGGUACAUUUGCCAUACCAAUGGGGUGGUUACUUUGGCAAUACCAAAGAAACUGAAGGAUUGAUAGAUGCGCUGGGUUGGUGCCGUACAGGCGACAUAGGUCUUAUGGAUGGCGAUUGCUUCCUCUAUAUAGUCGACCGCAAAAAGGAUGUCCUAAAAUACCUAAGCAUGCAUUACUGGCCGGGAGAGAUUGAGAAUACGAUUCGAGAGCUACCCCAGGUAGAUGACUGUUGUGUGGUGGGCAUAUACGAUGAACACUUUGGUGAUGUUGCUGGCGCUCUUGUGGUUAAGCAGAAAGACAGUAAAGUCCCGACCGCUGAAAUGAUUAUAAGUUAUGUGAAAGAACGUUUGGUGGAACCGGAAAAACAAUUACACAAUGGCGUCUAUUUUAUAGAAGAACUUCCUCGUAACAAUAAUGGAAAGGUAUUGAGGCCAGAAGCCAAGGAAAUAUUUCGAAAUUUAAUGCAAACAUCAUCGAUCGACUAUGUUUUGUUAUAA